Molecule: messenger RNA, 216 nt
Organism: Acanthocheilonema viteae
Lineage: Eukaryota; Metazoa; Nematoda; Chromadorea; Rhabditida; Onchocercidae
Source: the annotation of a GenBank genome assembly
GAGACUCAUCGUGAGUAUGCUGGAUUAUUCGCUCGAAAUUUCACUCAAGGGAUUUGGUUUCUUAAAGCUGGUUCUCAGGAAACUUACAAAUCGCGACAUUUGCACUUUUUGUUCAUUGGUGUGAAGAAGUUGAUUGCCGUGCAUAAGAAGCGCAUGUAUAUUUAUUUGUCGAAACUUCAACUGAACUAUUGGCAGAACAAAAACGAAAAGAUUUGA